ACAAUUAGGAGAAUCAGUAUAAGCGCUCUGAAUAGCUGGAUGUGUUCUGUAGCAAUCCGCCCUCACACAAUCGGAUAACUUUUAAUUAUCUCAUUUUAAAACUGACUGGAUAAGUUAAAUUAAGUAACAGUGUAUGCUAAACGUCUUUAACAUAAAAUAAUAUAAUGGCAGACGAAAUUGUUUGUUCAAUUACCGAACAACUGAAUUCGAAUGAGCAGGAGACUGAAAAUGUCAACAUCGAAGGAAGGGUGGAGAUUUCACCGAGAAAAGUUGAUUUGGAGUCCGUAACUGAAAUGGAAACAGUCGGGAUGCAUGAAAUACGACGUGAUAUUCUUCAAGUGACGCAAGGUCUAUUUCAGAAUGAAGACGAUGACAUCAAUGACAGUGGAACAGAUUACUUGACUGGUGACAAACCUGGCACUCUUCUGCAGAGGGAAGAACGCGUUGGUGAUGUGGUCCUUCCGGACACUUUCCAGACCAAUCAGCUGCUGUACUAUGAGCGAUUUAAGGCCUACCAGGAUUACAUGUUAGGUGACUGCAAGACAUCUGAAGUGUGGGCCUUUACAGCCGACUAUCUGGAGAAGGUCGUGGAGCCUGGUGAUUGGCGGGCACUGUGGUGCACCGAUGUUUUUGACGUGCUGGUGGAGGUGGUGGACGUGGACUACAAAGAACUGAAGGCCAAGGUGGAGCUGGUGCUUCCUCUGCAGUGUGAGAGGAAGGGCUGUGAGCUGACUGAGGAUUCCAUGAAGGACCUCCUGGAGGCCACCCAGCACAAAGUUCCCCUGCAGGAGCUCCACGUGGUGUAUGACGACACUGGGGACUUUGAUCAAACCGCACUGGCCGUGGAGCACUUACGGUUUUUCUGCAGGCACAUCUGGAGGAAGUGGGACGAAGAAGACGAGGACGAUGACUUUGACUACUUUGUCAGAUGUGUGGAGCCUCGCCUCAGGCUGCACUAUGACAUCCUGGAGGACAGGGUUCCAGCGGGGCUUGUGGCCGAGUACCACGCCCUGCUGGACCGCUGCUCGCAGAAGUUCCAGGAGUUCUCCAGCCUGCGCAACGGCAUCAGCAGCGACUCCGAGUCGGAGCUGAACAACGUGUCCAUGGUGGAGGGGCUGAAGAUGUGUGAGCAGAUGGAGGCUCUCAAGCGCAAACUGAGGAUCAUCGAGAACCCGCUGCUCAGGUACGUACUGGGCUACAGGGGGAACUCAGGCCAGCCGUGCUACAGCGCCAAGGGCCCUCGCUCUGCGGGCGGGCGGGCGGUGCACGUGGUCUCCUCCUGCAUGACCGUUGGCCUCCUGCAGAAGCUGAUGGCUGACAAGCUGUGUCCCUCUUUCUCCGGGGAGGAGUUUGAGCUGCAGUUCUACAGCGAUCUCCUGCUGGCUCUGAACGCGUGCUACGAAGGGGACACUGUCAUCGUCUGCCCCGGACACUACCACGUGACCGGCUCCAUCAGCAUUCCCGACUCCAUCGAAGUGGAAGGAUAUGGACUGCCGGAUGAAGUGGUUAUUGAACAGAAAUGUAAAGGAGACACCUUCAUAGAGACCACCGGGGCCAAUAUCAGGAUUUCCAACCUGAAAUUCAUCCAGCACGAUGCCAUUGCAGGCAUAUUUUGUGUGCGCCAGGGGAAGCUGGAGAUGGAGAACUGUGUCCUUCAGUGCGAGACGACGGGUGUGAUCGUGCGGACCUCUGCUCAGCUCUCCAUGAAUAUGUGCGACCUGUACGGGGCAAAGGGGGCUGGGCUGGAGGUCUAUCUUGGCAGCAUCUGCAGCCUGGUUGGAAAUGGCAUUCACCACUGCAAAGAAGGGAUCCUGAUCAAGGACUUUGCAGACGAACUGGACACCAUGCCCAAAAUCACCAUGAUAAAGAAUGUGAUCCACAACAACGAAGGCUACGGGGUGAUCCUGGUGAAGCCAGAAAACGAUCCCCGUUUGGGGAAGACCGGGGCGCUCGCCACAGAACGCUGCCUUUCAGACGCGGCGGAGGACGGGAGUGUGGCAGAGGAGGCCCCGGACAGCGGCGAGCAGAGGGACGAGGGCCGCGAUGGCGGACCGCCCCCCGUGACCGUGGAGGAGAGCCCCUCGGAGGCACGUCCCCCCCGCAGGCGCAGCGGCGUCCCCCCCGAGUUCACCGAGGGCAACGACGCCAUCAAGAGGGAGCUGGCGGCCACGUCCGCCAAAAAGAGGCGUCUUGCGAGGAGCCGGGCCGAGGAGUUGGGGGUCACCCAGACGGACGACAGCCUGCUGUCCCAAGAGAUGUUCGUGUCCAUCGAGGACAACCAGUUCAAGAGGAACGGCAUGGGCAGCUUCGGUACCUUCCUGUACUGAGCUGCCCUAUGGCACUACACGCACAGGCCCACUUUACUCUCUCCCAAUGUGUAUAUAUACAUCACUACGUGUUUUUAAAAACUUUACAAAUACAGACGCACCAUUUUACAAUUCUGUCAAUUUCAUUUUCACACUUUAAAACGGAUGUUGUGGUUUAUUUAUGAUUGCAUGCUAAUGUUUGUAAUCUCAGGUUAUACUGUUUAGAUAUUUUAGGGGAAGUAAAUAUUCACACUUCAUUGUGUGCGCUCACACACAAACGGGCACUCAUCACAGUUUGAGUAUGAACCAGAUAUAAAUGUGUUCAUUUGAAUACCAUUUUGGGAAAUUAUCACUUCUGCAAAAUGUCUAGGAUUUUGGAUAGAGGUCAUUGGUUGUUAUGGCUUUAAGCAUUUGCCUUCUGUAAUCUUUUCUAUUUUAGGCACCUUCAAUUAAUGUUUAACUCCAACUGAUUAUACUGCAAAGGAUUAAACCUUGUCUAAAGCCGUAUUUCAUCCCUGCAAGGUUGAUGAAUUCUACACUUGAUAAUGUCCUACCAAAAUGCUACACAUUGUAUGCACUGGGUUAAAUCAGACCGUAUUCUGCACAGUUACUUGUCUGUGAAGCUGAAUUACAGACCCUGAGACCUAAUUGUUUGAAUGGGAAUUUCUGUACGUGUUCAUUUUGAAGUGUUACAGUGCAUUUUGAUAUCCCCUUGCAGUGUCCCUUAAACUUUCUUGCUUACCAUCCACAGGUGUGGUUUCAGGUGUCGGUGUUUUUGCUUUGCGUGUUACAAAGUCACAAGGUUGUGUCAACAUACAGCAAGGGCCUCAUACAUUCGGACCUCUGAUUUUUAGAGAUGAUUAUCAGUUUUUUGGUUUGCUGUUCUGUGCAUACCCAUGGCAAAUAUUCAAAUAAAUGUAUCUACUUUUUUCCUCCCAGUGUUGUCAAAAACAGGAGUAAAUGAAUAACGACAACCAAUCUUUGCACACAUUUUCGCACUGAUUAGACUAGGAAGGUUUUUGGCUUUUUCUAUGAAAUAUGCAUUCUACCAAUCUCAAAUAUUUCCCUCCUCAAAAACAUUGCGAGUAAUGUUCGGUCACACCAUAUAGUCAUAUCUUUUAAUGUUAGCCUUUGACUAAUCUGGGAAAUGCAGAAACGGUAUUAAUCUGAGUUAUAAAGAAUAUACUAGUUUAAAAGUUUUAAAGGGUUUUAUUUGAUGGUGUGGUAUGUGCUGUGUCUACUGUGUCUUGACAGCUUUUUGAUCUGUUAGGCUUUUUAUUACUUUCACAUAUCACAUAACUCCUUGAACUAAUGUUUUUGUGGUACUAAUUUAAAGCGGUUUGGUUUAAAUCCUGUUACACCGCUUUAUUUAUUGCUUUAUAAAUCAAACUGCGUUUGCUUCAUGUGUGUGCUGGCGAGAUUAUAAGAACAGUGCAUUAGCUGGAUGAGGAAGGGGGAAUGACAUUAGUAGCACUUAUUCCUUUAUAAAUACCCUUUAGUGUCUUUGGGUGCUGGAGAAACGGCCAUUACAAUGUUCAUCAAAAAGACGGUAAAUCAAGACUUUAAGAACCUUUUAUCAUUGACAUUGGCUUCAGUAAAGACCGCUCACAUUGGAUGUCACGUUCAGUCAUUAUACUAAUGUACAAGCUGGAAUUAUUCAUUGUAAAGUGCUUUUCUAUGUUGCUUUGUGGCCUACCUUUUCGGCAAAAUGCUCAUUUUAGUAGAUGCAACACAAGAUUUUUUUUUUUUUUUUUUUUUUUAAGUGAAUGAAUUUGUAUGCACUCGUAUGCCAUGACAUUUUUAUUUAUUUUACUACAAAGUAAUCAAAUUGUAUUCUGUAUAAUUGAGCAUAUUUAAUUUUUUAUUAACUGGUGAACUAGGUGGCCCUUGCUGCUGGUUUUUUAGGGAAUGGUGGUUGCUUUAAUGAGCCCUGAUUUGAAAGAUGCAAAGCCCAAACAAAACAAAAAAAUAUAUAAUAAAAAUAAGCUGAAAAGAAAUUUGCCAGUCUUGGCAAACUAGUUUUAAGCUGGUUUUUGAAAUGCAUCAAAGCUAAUUAAAUGCUUCUUUUUUUAAAUUAGAUUUUCUUUACCAGUGGUGUUCUUUAUAGAAUAAAAAGUGCUGUCAAAAACGGCUCAUGGUGA
Molecule: messenger RNA, 4447 nt
Organism: Anguilla anguilla (European eel)
Lineage: Eukaryota; Metazoa; Chordata; Actinopteri; Anguilliformes; Anguillidae
Gene: shcbp1
Product: SHC SH2-domain binding protein 1
Exons: 13
Coding region: 165-2327 (720 amino acids)
Biological process (GO): fibroblast growth factor receptor signaling pathway
Source: RefSeq, a predicted model, not a curated record